This is a messenger RNA of Octodon degus (degu), 672 nucleotides long. It is a transcript of the gene Ascl3, whose product is annotated as achaete-scute family bHLH transcription factor 3. The transcript has a single exon. The coding region runs from base 2 to 544 and encodes 180 amino acids. The record is from RefSeq and is a predicted model, not a curated record. NCBI's taxonomy places the organism in Eukaryota, Metazoa, Chordata, Mammalia, Rodentia, Octodontidae. Gene Ontology annotation, molecular function: protein dimerization activity; DNA-binding transcription factor activity, RNA polymerase II-specific; RNA polymerase II transcription regulatory region sequence-specific DNA binding. Gene Ontology annotation, biological process: developmental process; regulation of transcription by RNA polymerase II.
AAUGGACAAUAGAAGCCACUCUAAUCCACAAGACACAUUUCCUGUCUUCUCUGAGUCCUCCCACUUGCCGCUACCCAGGUCCUUCUACCUGGACCCCAUGGUCACUUUCCACCUGUACCCUGAGGCCCAGGUGCCACCCCCUUACUCUGAAGAGCUGUCAUUGCUGCCUUUUACUAGUGACUCCCUGAUCCUGGAAAAUUAUGGUGAGCCCUACCCUUUUCCCUUUCCGAUGCCUUAUCCGAAUUACAGAAGAUGUGAGUACUCCUAUGGGCCUGCCUUCAUCAGGAAAAGGAAUGAGCGGGAGAGGCAGCGUGUGAAGUGUGUCAACGAGGGCUACGCCCAGCUCCGACAUCAUCUGCCGGAGGAGUACUUGGAGAAGCGACUCAGCAAAGUGGAAACUCUCCGAGCUGCAAUCAAAUACAUUAGCUACCUGCAGUCUCUUCUGUAUCCCGAUAAAGCUGAGACCCAGAAUAACCCUGGGAAAGGCUCUGCCCUAAUGGCAACUUCCAGCCGCCACGCUGACCCUAUUUUCAGAAUCGUCUGAGCUAGGCUUUUCAACAAAAGAAAUGCACAGAAUGGAGUCUCUUGAAACAUCACUCAAUAGUUUUUCCUAAAUGUAAUUCCUGUGCGGGCAAAUAGUAGCGCCAGUGCCAACCUAUACUGCGUAUUCCU